Molecule: messenger RNA, 4179 nt
Organism: Mesocestoides corti
Lineage: Eukaryota; Metazoa; Platyhelminthes; Cestoda; Cyclophyllidea; Mesocestoididae
Source: the annotation of a GenBank genome assembly
UCAACGUUGGCCGAUGGUACCAGCGGCGCUAACCAGCCAUCAGACAGCAGCCAGCAGAGCAAGGCGAUUCGCGCGUUGGCGGAUCUGAUUGUUUGUCCGGCGACCAGUUUUCCGAUGAGCAUCGGUCUGUUCUACGACGCAUCCAACGCCUCGGCUGUUGCAAAUCCCCUAAAUACAGCCCUCCUCCAACUCCAGGACGAAAUCCAAAUACUGAUUCGCCUCAAAACAAAGGCACUUUCCACAUUCAGCGCUGCUUUGAUUUUCGUUCCUGCGAUGGCCAUCUUCGCAGCAGCCUUUGUGCUGGCCAUCACAACGAAAUACGAAGUCGGUCUUUCACUGGGCUUCCUGGGCCUAUUUAUUCAGUUCCUCGUACUUGCGGGUAUCGCAAUCGGAAAGCAGUGCUUCAAUGUGAGCAUCGCGUGGAACGCCAGCUUUCUCCUGUCUUCCUUCGUACGUCAAGUUAAUCUUAUCACAAAAUUCCUCUUCUACUAUCCCCGACGGAGACCCACUUCUACGAGCCCGGUGAAGAUUCAGACCGUUCAAUACCGUCUUCCUCAAUCCCCAAAUACUCCACAUCUCAUCUUGAUGCUCCUCAAACGAAUGUGGCUGGCGAUGGACAAACAGUACAAUCCCUUUGUUGUCAGGCUACAACGAUUCAUGCACCAGAGCACCUAUCCUUUGUCGACAAAGCGCGCCCACAAACGAAUUUGCUGCCUCCCUGCCUACUUGGUGGUCAUUAUGCUGGGUGUGGCCAUUCUCGUUGACCUGCUCUUGCUGCGUAUUUACAACUUCAACGCAAUUGAAAUGCUCACGGACAUCCGGGUGCUGCCGAUAUUUGUGAUAAUGAGCUCAAUAAUCUUCCUUGGUGUCUGCGCCUCCGUUCCUUCCCUCGCCAACGCAGCAUUCGCCUUUUUCUACCGGCCAAAAACACCCCUAACCAAGGCGAUCGAGUCGUACGCCACUGAAGGCUCCACUUGCUUGGGCGCCCAGAAGAAAUCGAAGCUAAUCAACACUUUCACCUCGAGGCUCAGCAGUGCAGGUGAACCAAUCAAGCCGAACGGUGACUGCCUUUCUCCUAGUGUCGAAGCAGCUGACCUACUUCCCGUCACCUCGUCGUGUGAGGUGGACAUUCUGGCGAAGCGGGAGUUCGCCAACAUCUGUGACAUGCUGCAUGCCUUCAACUUUUACCUUCAGGACAUCGAACAGACCCGACUGGUGGUCAUGAUUGACGCCACUGAGGCUACUUCGCCAGUACAGCUAGCUGGAGUCUUUUAUCAAGUGCAUAGCCUAGUGCUAACUCAACCCAACGCUCCGAUUGCCUUUGUCAUUGCUACUGAUAUUAAGGCAAAGAGCCGGCCAAAUGAACCCAACGAGGCCCUCAAUCUGCUCCAGAGCAUCGCCGACUGUAACCACCUCAUCCUAUUCAGCGUCCACCUGCCCAUCUUUCUGGACUCCAGCAUUGUCGAGAAUGACUCCCUCUCACUGCUACGGUUCCCUGGGGCUGGAAGCCUUCAGGCACUUCUCCAGCGCUCCACGCCAAACACGCCGGUCACACCUCAGCUGCUAGGCGACGUCUCGGACGAGGCUGGUGAGGAGACUGCUCGACAAAACCACGCCACUGGGAAUAACACCGGCCAAAUCAACAAAGCCUACACGUCUGCUGAGGUAGAGCUCGGCGUUGCCUCAAAAGAUGUCUGGAGUGACGCGUCUGUGAUGAAGGCGACUCAGUCCACGACUAGCCUGAGUGUUCAGAACCAGUCGCCCGGUGUUGUCAUCGUUAGCCAACCCUCGGUGAUAAAAAACGUGAACAUCUCACGACUGACUGCAACCAAAGCCGGCGCGAAGGGCAUCGCCGAAAUUUUCCUUGCCAACGAAGAAAUGGCCGAACAAAAUGUGCCAGUGAUCAAAACCCUCGUGGCCGUGACAGCUUUCACAAAAAAUGCGAUAUUUCUUGUUAAACGAAGUCACUUGCAACUCACACACGCAGUAACUGUGUGGGAGAAUAUCCGCAUUCUGAUUCUUAUCGUGAGUCCGCAUAUCGGCCAUAUGGUCGCCCACCCAGUUGUGCCGAACAGUCGAGGCGCUCCUUUCGCUUCCCUGGCCUCACCCCUUGACCGACGUCGUCUAAUCCGACUCAACUCAAUGUCGCUGUCAAUCAAGCAACUGACAAACUGGGUUUACAUGACUCAACACUGGCCAUACCACAUGGCGUGGCUAACUGUGAUGCUAGAAGACGAGGAAGAGGUGACGAACCCACCAGUUCCUGCCCAACGCCAGGUUCAAGGAUUUCCGAGUCUGGUUGCUAAGGCUAUGGAUGAAAUUUCCGCUUUACCACCCGUUGGUUCAAUUCUCUCGGGAGACGAUCGGGAUCCAGCCAAAUUGCUUCACUUCAUCCAAAACCAACUUGACUGCUACUACUCAAUUGUCGACCUCAGGCACCUGGUUGAAAUCAAAAUCCGACAGUGCUACUUCGGGGAGCAGAGGUUUGAAUGUCGUGAAUCCGACCUCGAACGCUCCCUUUUGACCCCAAACAGGGUAAUUCGUGAGCCCAGGGCCGUGGACACGCAGUCAUUCAGCGUACCACACGUCCCGGAGUCCGACUACAGAGGAAAGGGAGGGGCAGGUAGUGGAGGAGGAGGUGGAGGUGGUGGUGGGGAGACACAAAACGAUUCCUCAGGCGAAAUCUGCUCGCCCCCACACGUCUCACUCGACUCAGAGCCCGUUGAAAAAGGCAUGUGCUACGCCAAUCCCUCGAACGUGCCCGCAUUCUUUUCGCCUUGUCCGAUCCGACUCAGAACCAACAUUCCAAUGAAAGGACUGAGCAAAAUGAAUGUGGAAGAAGUGUGCUCGCUGUUAUCGGCGAUAUCUGACCUCCCGCCCACCAACUGCUCCUCCUACCAGAUGCAAAUUCGCCGACAGAACAUAACCGGUCAGGUGUUGUCUGUCUGCGACCUAACUAAGCUUCGUUCAGAGCUGCAGAUGAGUUUUGGAGACUGGCAACUUUUCAAUACUUUCGUCACAUUUCUUCGUAGCGUUGAGGCCGAGGUGGCUGAGAGGUCUCGAAACAGUCAUCCGGCGACAUUUUUUGCUGAUAUGAAAUCGCCUCACGGAUCCCUAACCGUUUCGUCUCCCUACCCAUAUUCACAAGUCCUUGUGUCCCCUUCACCAUUCGUUUUUUGCAAUGAACAAUCACAGGGACGUGGAAAAAACAUGUUUGAUGUGCCCGUGCUGGUGCAGCAGGUUCCUGUAGAAACUGCGGUUGCAAAUAUUCGUCACAACACCGAUCGCACCACGAGCGAUUUCUCGUUUGGUAGUGGAACCGAUGAGAUGGAAUUGGCCUGGCGUCGUGACGUCCAGCCAGAUUCUCUUAACAACAACAACAGUAUGAAGUACCAACACACCGGUAGAGAGGCGACUUCAAGACCCACGUCUGGGCACACCCGGUCUACCUGGCUUGAAUCGGCUGAAGGCCCUUUGUGUGGGGGACUUAGCAAGUCAACUCACGACCUUCGGUCUGCAACUGUGGCUCGCAAAUCCCAAGGCAACACCUCGACAUCAGCCAACCUUGAGAAGCGAUGUGAAAGAAAUUCCAGAAAAUCCGAUAAACAAAUACCACCACCGUUGUUCCACUCCACCUCUAGCGCACCAGACCAUUUGGUUCAGAUGGUGCCAGCUUACAUUCCUAGAGCCCCUGAUUCCAGUGGCUUUAUACCCCUGUGGUAUCCGACAUUACCUUAUGUCGGAGAAGCUAAGAGUCCUCAACGGUCGCAGCAUUUGGAAGAUGAUUAUCCAUCUGGAUUUUCUAGCGUCUCCGUUGACGGAACCUACGAUUUUCCAAGCGACUAUUCUAACGCAGACCGCGAUAUUCAACAAAAAGCGUCCUAUCGCCACCAGUGCCCAGCUAACUGCCCACGCAGCCAUAGAAGCCGUCGGAGAAGGCGGAAAUCCUCGCGAUCCAGCCGAUCCUCCAACCGCACGGCACAAAAAACCUCCAGUCGAAGGAGUUCUUUCGGGCGUAGCAGUCAAAAGAACGCCGAGGGGUGCACUUGUGACUACUUUCUCUAUGGAGAAGGAAGAUCAGCAAGGGGCAACACUAAUGUUAAUCCCUGGACCAUUCGUUCUCCCCGCAAAAUAUCCUCCCCCGACCUCUCAGACAUUGAGGCUAUGACGAGCAGUUGA